Messenger RNA from Iphiclides podalirius (scarce swallowtail), 5172 nucleotides. Lineage: Eukaryota; Metazoa; Arthropoda; Insecta; Lepidoptera; Papilionidae. The record is from the annotation of a GenBank genome assembly.
AUGAAUAAAUCAGGAGAAGAAUACACAAAGUCAGCGGUGGAAACAGAGCCUCGAAUACUAAGAAGCAGGCGUUUGAAUCAAAAUACUGUUGAAAGCAGUGACGAUAAAAGUUAUUCAGAUGAAAAAAAUGACAAUGACACCAAUAAACUUAAAUCUGACUUUCAACUAGACUCCAAUGUCAAUGAAGAACACAAACCUAAGCCAAGCAAAAUUCAAAUAACUUUUGAAAAUGAUGACGCCGCAAAAGAGAUGUCUAAUCCAGAAGAUUCGGCAAAUGUAAAAAUUGAGCAAGAGCAAGAACAUAAGCUGGUUUCUCAACCGGACACCCAAUUUGUUCAGCCAACGUUACCCAUCAUACAAAGCGUUGUUAGUCUGGGAGCUUCGACCCAUGAGCCAUCUCAGAUGGCCAGUGUUGUCGAUUUCAAGGAGGAAAAACGCAAAGAAGAAGAGUAUAAAUAUGAAGAAGCUCAAGCUAAGGCAAUGGCUGGAAAAAAUAACGUUGUCCUAGCGAUUAUGAUGAACCGUGAGAAAAUUGUUCACAUAUUCAAGUGCGCCGGUCGUUUCUGUAGCUACUCGACCGAUAACGCCGAAGAUGCGCUGCGCCAUGCCGUUGCCCACGAACGUGUCGGUGGAGAAAGCUCGUUGGAUUGCCCCUAUUGCGACUUUGACUCGUCUAAGAAUGCAGUUGAUUUGGUGACGCAUGUUUUCAAAGCUCACGGAAACUGCCCGUUUGUGUGCGGCCGCUGUUUCUAUCGCGGAGCUGCCAGUCAACUAGUGCGUGCACACGAGAUGAGGCUGCAUUGCAAAGAACAGAGCCUCAUAUACCGCAGUACGGUAACAGCUCGAUCCAAUACUGCAGAGGACAUUUUGCCACGUGACGUAGCAGUGCCCUAUUAUGUUUGCAAUCAGGCAUCAGCAGAUUCGAGUAACGGAAUUUGCCAGUUUAAAACUUACACGUCUGGUAAAUUUAGCGAACACUUAGAAACGAGACAUUCGACUGAUACUGUUUUCUCGUGUUUCAUCUGUUCGGUCCAAGUUACAAACAUUUCGGAUCUACUACUACAUGUUAAAGGCCAUGGUUUUAAAGUAUAUCAAUGCACGUGGUGUGUCCAUGGAGCUGAUAGUGAAACAGAAUUUUUGGCUCACGCCUCUGAAAAACACCCCAAUAAGCAACCCCAAGCUUAUUUAAGAAUAAUAACCAACAAGGAGGGAACAGCGGGUUUUAGAGUACUGCCAUUGGCGCAAUUGAAUAAUUCAAAAAUUCCUACUAUCGACGUGACACCAAAUUGUGCUAAAGGUAACCCUGAAAGGGAAGCAGAAAGAUCAAUAGAUUUAGAAAAGCUCAUCGGCGAGACAAAUCAAAUGAUUGAAUCGAUGAUGUCAUCUACCCAAACCAAUAUGGAUAGUAACGACGCAGAAAAAGAUGACGGUAGUGUGCCAUACUUUGAUUCCGAAUCAAUUAAUCAAAGCCAAGAGCCAUUAGUAACGGAUUUAAAGUCUCCGUUGCUGAAUCAAACAGCAGAACAGUUAAAACCCGAAGAUUCUCGAGCAUCAAUUCCGCUUACUUCUCAGUGCCCAGCGACUCCAAAAUUGAGGAACCAAUCAGUGAAAGGCGACGAUCAUAAACAACAAUCGCCAGUUAUCGUUAAAAAUGAACCGACCACUUCCAAAAGUUCAAUGUCGGACGUCGUUUACUGCUUGGACAGCGAUGAAGAGGCUCCGAAUAAAAAGAUGGUCGAUCUCACCGCUGAAGAAACUGCAUCAGCCGCAGAUAAAAGCGACCAGUCUGACACACCUAAACGGUUACGACUAGAAUGUUUGUUCAAAUGUGGCUUAUGUUACAAUACUGUAUUAAAAAAUAUCGUGGGAUUUAAGAGGCACGUAACGGCUGUGCAUCAACAGAAAAUAAAUGAGAUCGCAUGUGCCCAUUGUCCUUUUAUUGGGCCGAGAGACGUUGUGGCCAACCAUUACUUGAGCGAUCAUAGUUUGUCGCAAGAGACGAUUACGCGUUAUGUAUGUGGCGUCUGCGAUAAUAGGUAUGUCACUUUUGGAUUUGUGAAGAAACACCUUAAAGAUGAUCACCGUAUGGAAAAACUCACAUCGAAAUCUCUACAUUCAAAGGACGGAGAAUAUUAUUUUGUGGUUGAUGACGCCGGAACGAAUAAACUGGCCACAAAACGGAAAUUACCCAAGCAAUACAAACUUAAAAGUGCAGAGCCCCCCGUGAAGAUGAAGAAAUUCGGCCCCAGCGACGUCGUCAACCUUCCGAUUAACCCCAUUCUAGACGAAUUGGUUUACUGCGCUUUGUGUGAGUUUAGUACAAAGGUCCGAUUAAACAUGGUGAGGCACCUCCAGCUUCACGCCGAACAGCAGCCGGUGCCGCAAACCGCCCCAGUCAAUCCUGUGCCCCAUUUGGAGACGAACGAGAAGCACUUCGACAAAAUGGUCAACCUCGCUUCGAGCUCAAUUGCGUCGCGUAUGGACAAAACCAAUAAAGCCGAACAGCAGCCCGUGCAGAAUCCGCUCAUUCCGCCCGAAACGGUGUCCCGCUAUCCGAAGUAUGUGCCGGAUCGUCAGCGGUACACGUGCGGCGCCAAGGAAUGUUGCUACAUCUCCUUGGACGAACACAUGUUCAAGUACCAUUGGGAGACAUUGCACUCCGAAUCGAAGGACUACCGCUGCAUGCACUGCCCACCGCAUCAGCACCUGGACAACUCUAAGCCUCUUACUGCAUCGCGAAUCAUUGCCCAUCUCAAAAUGCACGAUAUGAGAUUGUACGCCUGUUCCGUUUGUCACUACUAUCACAAUCGACGUCAGGUGGUCGAGAAACAUGUGGCCGAGUUCCAUAGCAGUGCGCGCGUGGUGGUGGUUCGGGAGGAGAGCGAACAGACGCCCACGGCCCCGAGCUCGAGCCAGCCGUCAACCGCCGCGCCGACCAUGGACCUGAAGCCGUGGCAAUGUGGUUUGUGCAAAUUCAAGAGCAUGCUGCGCCCAGAGGUGGUGGAUCACUGUGCCAAAAUUCACCAGUCUAAGAUGCAGUACAAGUGCACUUACUGCGCUUUUAGAACAUCUACCUUGGAUAAUAUUAAGAAACACCAGGGCAAAUCGCACGCCGAUAAGGCUCCAGAAACAUUUUACUUUUAUUAUCGUGAGGGAUCUAUUCCCGACGAGCCUGAUGGUACCCCACGAUGGCAGAAGCAACGUCAGAAAAGCUCAGUAGCGGAGACUCUUGUGAAGACUGAGGCAGUUGAAAGUAGGUCGUCGGAAUCUGAAAACGCCACCGAAGUUGAACCGACGCCAAUCGCCAUUCCCGUGGUUGACCUUAAUAUCGUGAAGAGGGACCCAGACUCUGUAGCUCCAGAACAGCCGACGCAAGACCUCUGCGCUUCUCUGAACUUCGGUCAAUUUUGUGAACCAAAUGGUUUGAAAUACAAAUGCCCCCUAUGCGAGACUGUCUCCGAAGAAACAAAGGAAGCUAUGCAGUCCCACCUGUAUGAAGAGUUGCAGUAUAGGAAAUGGGGAUGCGGACUUUGCUCCUACAAAGCUUUCCAUAAGAAUGGUCUAUUCGAGCAUAUGCGCAUUGAGCACCGGCGAUUCCGGGAGCCUAUCGAGCUACCCAUGGACUCCCAUAUUGAGACAUGGAUCGCCAAAGCUUUGGAUCAUCAAUUCCUCCUAAUAGAGAAAAAUAAGCUCAAUUCGCCACUCGGGACCAGACCUGAUAGUGAGUUGCUCACUCACAAAUCUAAUCCCUUUCCUUCUACGUCGAAGCGAGUAAAUCUCCCGUUGACGCUUGAAAGCGGUGACAAUUUCAAUACUGAGGACCUCGAAAGCUUUUUCGGCAGGUGGUGUUGCAGCAGUUGUUCGGACAAAUUCCAGAACUAUCAUGAAGCUCAGUUCCACUGCAAGAGUGUCCAUACUGGACUCGCGGCUAGGGCCGUCGAGGCGGUGCGUGAUGUAGGAAAACGCGAUGCUUGGAUCUCCGCAGUUCUGCAAAAGCAAAAGUGCAGUAUGACUCAAUCACCAAUGCUAACGAAUAAAACCGCCAGCCUUGAAUCGACUGAGAGCAUUGCAACUGAUAACUCCUUACUGGUAGUUCGAUACGAAGAACGAGUUACGACCCCGGAGGUGGAAAUGGCCAACUUAAAAGGAGUGGCUUUGGACAGUGACGAGGAUGAUGAGAAACUAGUCAUCGAUGAACCGUCUCAGACUUUGGAAGGCAGACAAUGUCCAUUCUGCAAUUUCAAGUGCAAUGACAUGAGGGACUUUAAGGAGCACAUUACACAGCACUCUAACAUAAAGCCAUACUUCUGUUCUUAUUGUGAUUUUAACGGUUACAGGAGAACUGUACUGAAGCACUUGACCGACAAACACAAGGGCCGGCCGCUGUUGCUUGUCACCAGGAGCCAGAGAAGUAUGGGUCCCCCUUUAAACACCAAUCCCGUGGCAACUGUGGCGUCAACGGUGGAAGAGGAAGUAUCGAAGUUGAUCUGCUUGCAAUGCGAGACGCCGUUCACGGAUAUCGAUGCCAAGGAACACAUGCAUGACAAUGUAAAGCCGAGCUUCGCGAAAAAGGGGCAGGUGGUGGUAAAGUGUUGCAUUUGCCUGCUCCUACUCCAAAACAUCGACGAGGCCACCGCCCACCACCAGCUGAGCCACCCUGGCGAGAGCCUGAACUACUCGUAUUACAAGCUGCUGGGCAAGAGGAGGACCGUUUUCUUCUGCGUGUACUGCGACCAUCAGUUCAGAUUCUGGAAGGACAUGAAGGUGCACUGGAGUGCGGUGCACAGCACGCUGCCGCUGCAGUUCCGGAGGCGGCAGUUCUCCGCCAAGUCGGACGUGAUCGUCAACCUGGACGACGAAGAGGUCGCGUUGAAGAGGAAGAGCGAUGCUCUGUGCGAGGGUCGGCCGUCGAGGAAGUGCGCGAGGAAAUCCACCACAAAGCUACCGAUGCAGGCGGUGGCCAAGAAGUCCACAACGAAGCUGCCACUCAAUGUUGAGCCGGGCUCGAGUCUGCAGGAGUACUCCUAUUACGGUGUGAAACCCUGUGUCGACGACUUGGAGAAUGUCAGAACGAGCAUGACUUUCUGCAAUACGGACGUUUCGUUCACAUUUAAACAACUGAGUGAAGUCAUCAAAAUCAGUCCAAAAGUAGUUGUAAAAGAAAUUAAUAAG